Molecule: messenger RNA, 4471 nt
Organism: Planococcus citri (citrus mealybug)
Lineage: Eukaryota; Metazoa; Arthropoda; Insecta; Hemiptera; Pseudococcidae
Gene: Gat
Product: GABA transporter
Exons: 13
Coding region: 475-2319 (614 amino acids)
Biological process (GO): sodium ion transmembrane transport
Cellular component (GO): neuron projection; plasma membrane
Molecular function (GO): gamma-aminobutyric acid:sodium:chloride symporter activity
Source: RefSeq, a predicted model, not a curated record
UUUUUUCCUUUUCUAAUAUUUUUUUUCUCAUUUGUUAUUACUCAACAGCUUCGUGUGUGCUCAGUGCGUUACGGUUGCGAGUCGAGAGUUCAUAUCGCGCCCGCUUUUUGGUCGCUUGCCCCGGUAUAAUACACGCGUGCGUAAUGAUAUAAAAUGAAAUUUGAGUUAUGAAAUGGAAAAAAUCUUGCAGUUUGCCUUUACGCCGUAAGGUUCCUCAAAAUUAUCCCACAAAUGUGGCGCGUUCUUCGGCGUGAAUACUAGUUUGUGUGUGGUGCGUUUUGUUUUGGUUUUUUUUUCACAUCAUUUGAUUGUAAAUUUCGUAAACAUUGUCGGGUUUUCUCUGUUACUUCUCUGUUGGUUCGUUCGCGGUGAACUGGAGAAUUUUCGCCGGUUUUGACGAUUUUUGUUUUAUACCCAUGACAUGCUGAUCACCGCUAUAAAUCUCCGGUAAAUUCUUGGAACGGAAAGUUUAAGAUGACCGAAAGCGCCGAAGAUGGUUUUAAUAUGAUGCAAAUGGAUUCCAAUCAAGCCUCGCAACAGCAGCAGAAUCAAGUGUCCAAGAAAGAUAUACCUGAACGAGGAGUAUGGGGGUCCAAGUUGGACUUCAUAUUAUCCGUAGUCGGGCUGGCUAUCGGAUUAGGAAAUGUGUGGCGAUUCCCGUAUCUGUGUUAUAAAAAUGGAGGUGGAGCUUUCCUGGUACCUUACAUGGUUGCGCUGCUGCUGGCCGGAGUCCCGAUGUUCUUUUUCGAAUUAGCUUUAGGACAAAUGUUGACCAUAGGAGGAUUAGGAGUAUUCAAGAUAGCUCCAAUUUUCAAAGGUGUCGGUUAUGCGGCAGCUGUGAUGUCGUGUUGGAUGAACGUCUACUAUAUCGUAAUUCUGGCCUGGGCGGUGUUUUAUUUUUUCGUUUCCAUCGGAACAGAUUUACCCUGGAGAUACUGCAAUAAUUCGUGGAAUACUAAAAGCUGCGUUACUCCUAUGGACCGACACCGCGGUCUAAAUUGCUGGAACAACACGUUGGCAACGGAUCCAGCGUCCUAUAAAAUAUGCAGCGUUAAUCAUGUUAAUAUUAGUUAUUCUAUGAUAACCGAUCCAGUCAAGGAAUAUUGGGAACGACGAGCGUUGAUGAUUUCCAAAGGUAUCGACGACAUAGGUGGAAUUCGAUGGGAAUUCGCCGGUUGUUUGUUGGUUGUCUGGACUAUGUGUUAUUUUUGUAUUUGGAAGGGUGUAAAAUGGACUGGAAAGGUUGUAUAUUUCACCGCCUUGUUCCCUUAUGUGUUACUAAUUGUUCUAUUGGUUCGUGGUCUAACGUUACCUGGGGCUUUUGAUGGAAUACGCUACUACAUCAGUCCCAACUUAUCUAAAAUUGGAGAUUCCGAGGUGUGGGUAGAUGCGGUAACUCAAAUAUUUUUUUCGUACGGUCUUGGCUUAGGCACUUUAGUUGCUUUAGGAAGUUAUAAUCAAUAUAAAAAUGAUGUUUACAAGGACGCUUUGAUCGUAUGUUGCGUUAAUUCUGGCACCAGUAUGUUCGCCGGGUUUGUUAUCUUUUCGGUUAUUGGAUUCAUGUCUCACGAGCAAAAAAGACCGGUUGAGGAGGUUGCAGCCUCAGGUCCUGGAUUGGCCUUCCUUGUGUAUCCAUCUGCUGUAUUACAACUUCCUGGAUCUCCUAUUUGGUCUAUGCUGUUCUUCGUUAUGUUGCUGUUUAUUGGAUUGGAUAGUCAAUUUUGUACCGUCGAAGGAUUUAUUACGGCGAUGGUAGAUGAAUGGCCUAGAUUAUUGAGACGUAGAAAAGAAUUGUUCGUAUUGGUGGUUUGCAUCGGUUCCUAUAUGACAGGCUUAACUUGUAUUACAAACGGCGGUAUGUAUGUCUUCCAGUUACUCGAUUCCUACGCAGUUAGUGGAUCUUGCUUGUUGUUUUUGAUAUUCUUCGAAUGUGUGGCCAUAUCCUGGGCCUAUGGAGUGGACAGGUUCCUUGAUGGUAUCAAAGAAAUGAUCGGAUAUUAUCCUUUUAUCGGAUUGAAGUACUGUUGGUUGGUCACAACUCCUUUUAUAUGUGUGUCCGUAUUCUUCUUUAAUUUAAUUCAAUGGCAGCCUGUCAAGUACAUGAAUUACGAGUACCCUUGGUGGAGUCACGCGUUCGGCUGGUUUACCGCCCUUUCAUCCAUGUUAUGCAUUCCAGGAUACAUGAUUUACCUAUGGAUGAUCACUCCAGGAGAUUACCAAACUAAAAUAAAAACGAUCGUUCGAAUCGACGAAGACGUAUCAUCACUGCGCAAGAAAAUGCAAGAAGGAAAGAAAUCAAAACCCGUAGAAUCGCCCUAAUUCCCUGGUCCUUGCCAUUUUACCUAUCUAUUUUUUGUUUUGUUUAGUUUGUUCUUCAGUAUAAUUUAAAUGAAAUUUUAAAAAAAAAUCUUAGUCAACAGUGAAAAAAAAGAAGCCCUUUUUUUUAGAUAACGCUAUCGCGCGCUUUUUGUGUAAUGUUGUUUACUGCCGUAAUUUGUUAAUUGAUGAAAGAGGAACGUUGGGCUCCGGGGUGUGCAAUGUGUUAAGGUAUUGUUGUGGAUUUGUCUCGAAAAGUUGAAAGCUACCUACGCAUUAAAGGGGUAAGACAAAUCUUUGUACUUAUAUAUCAAUAAUGUUAUUAUUUUGUACGCAGUUAACACAAUUUUUUUGUAAAUAAUUUUUUCAUUAUUAUAAUGUGUGUAAGGCUCAUAGUGUAGUUUUAUUAAUUACUAAGGUAUUCGCGCGCUAUAUUUUAGUCUAACUAUAAGCAUUAAAUUCUUCCAUCUCUCUUUUUUUUUUUUUCGUUUUUGUUUACCUACAUAAGUUUUAAACGACUUUUAUUAUUUUAAAUAAUAAGUUAUUCCAAAGUCUUCCAUUUGACGUUAAUUUUCACUAUACGUAAUUUAUUUACUACCUUUACCAAUUUGUGAGGUGCUUUUAAGUAAAAGCUUUUGUUUUAUACCUACUCUAUAAAUAUGAAUUAAAAAAAACCUGUCGAACUUCCAUACAAGUCAUAUCAAGUAUAUUUUUAUUUUUAAGAUAUAAUAAUUAUAUAAGACAAUUUAUUGCAUUUAACGGUUAUCAAUGAUCUCACGAUGAGCACGGCUCCCAUCAGCAUCGUCGAUUCUUAUAUAUUGUAAUAGGCCAGAAUAUUUAAAAAAUCUCUUCACCUUUACCGUACAACAUCAGUUCAUCAUUGCAUCGAUUGAUAUCAGAAUUUUGGCGAUUAUCAAUGCUGGACUGUGAAAUAAAAUGUAGUUCCUUUUUAUUCGAUUUUAUUCUUAGUCCGGUAUGGUUUUCGUCUGUCGUGUGGAAUAUGGCGCCGUAUUCGUGAUUUUAAAUAUACUACAUACUUUACUGUAACUACUCUUCCUCCUUUUUACCACGACCAAUUUUCUCCUGCGAAUUUCAGUGUUCAUUGUUUCCCAAAUAUUCAUAUUUAAUAUAAAUAUUUUACUAUAUAUACCUACUACGUAUACUAUAGUGAUUUCAUUUUAGUCGUUCAGUGUGCCUAUAUGUUAUGUAUACCUACUACUGUGUUCGACUCGAAUCAAAUUCUUACAAAAUAACGUAUCUUGUUUCUUCAGUUCGUACCUAUGUAUGUUAUUUGUUGUGAAUGCAAAACAAAUCAGAAUUGUGGUAUUUCGCUAUAAUAGAUUUCAAUAGUAAUAAAUUUCUUUAAUGUAGUGUUCAAAGUUAUUACGGUCAUGAUAUCGUUCUAAUAGGCUAUGUUUUUUAAAAUCCAUUCAAAAUUACUAAAUUACGAAAAAUUCCAUAUUACCGAACACGAAUCAAAAACAGACCACGUAAAAUAAAACUAUUUUAUUGAACUGUCAAAAAAACCGUCUAACAUAUGACAAAUGUUUUAAAAAUAUAAAAAUACAUAAAAAUUACAAGAAACGACGAUCUGUUCCUCAGCAUCAUAAUCUUGUCAAAGCUCUCGUUGGCAACAGUUUGAAUAUACGAAAUACGUAUUACUCUUAAACUAUAAAACUUUACAAACAAUUUUUAAAAAACAUCAAAAUAAAGGUUAAUCUAAUUUAAAAAGAAAAAAAAACCGUGAUAAAUACAUCGGUGAGUACAGGUGGGAUAUGCCUUUGGCAAGGAAGACUAGUUAAAUUGAUCUCAUCAGACUAGACGUUUAAUUAACUCCGAACAAAGUAUCAGCCCAAGUGAUCAUUAGCUCGAUAGCUCGGAUUUGGUGAAUACUAUCAAAUAAGGCAGCUCCGGGAGUCGAUUCGGAAGUAUCUUUUAAAUAAUGUAACAACGUAGGUCCGAAAAUCACUGCUAAAUUGUAGGCUGACAUGUUGUUGACGGUGGAUUCGUUGGAGAUUCUGUGUAAAUGCUGCAUAACUGUCGAUGCAGCUGCGUAAUACGGUUUUGGUAACUUGGUUAAUAUUUUACGUAACUCUUCGAUGCAGUGGAGUUUGUUUUUCUCGCUCGAAUCAGCUUCGUAUAGUUUAGCAACCCU